AACGGAGGGAGGGGAGCAGAGCAGCAGUGUAGGAAUAGAGGAGGAAGCAGCGAGGAUGGCGGAGUCACACCUCUGAAGCAACACUUCAAUGGAUUAAAAACCUUGAUGACCUUUGCAGCCUGAAAGAACUUAUAUCCAAAGGUCCUGGGAUUGUAUGCAGUUCAGACACUUGAGCAUGUGGCCCGUGGGUGCCACAAUCCAGCUACUUCAAAGGAUUUUUUCUCCCAUGGCAUUUUAACAAAUUAUCAAAAGUAUCCAAAAAAACCUUUGGAUCACAAGUCCUUUAUUUCAAGGACAAUCAUAAAUGUGUCCUGCACAGGGAUGUUUUCUUUAAAAGCCUCCUUGGUUGUCUGUGUCCCUUUUUUCCCGAAUAAGUAACCCGACAAGAGACUCCCAUGAGCAACUCCGGAGGAGGAGACACGUUUACGUCAACAUGAGUAGUACUUUAGGCAAAGAAAAAGAUUCGAAAGAAAAGGACCCCAAAUGUGGUCCAGCGGGGAAAGAAAGGGAAAAGGAGGCCAAGGCUCUAGCCAGCUUAGUCAAAGAUGGUGGCAAAGAAACGAAGACCAAAGGGAAAGAUGCCAAAGAAGGAAAGAAGGACACCAGCAGCUCAACACCAGGUGUUGCCUUCUCUGUUGACAAUACAAUAAAGCGGCCAAACCCGGCACCAGGUACACGCAAGAAGUCCAGCAAUGCCGAGGUGAUCAAAGAGCUCAACAAGUGCCGAGAGGAAAACUCAAUGAGACUGGACUUAUCUAAACGGUCCAUUCACAUGCUGCCCACCUCGAUUAAGGAGUUGACGCAGCUGGCUGAACUCUACUUAUACAGCAACAAGCUGCAGAGUCUGCCGGCGGAGGUAGGUUGCCUAUCAGGCCUGGUCACUUUGGCCCUGAGCGAGAACUCCCUGACUAGUUUGCCUGACUCCCUGGACUCCCUUAAGAAGCUUCGAAUGCUUGACCUCCGGCACAACAAGCUGAGAGAGAUACCUGCUGUUGUCUACCGGCUGACGUCUCUGACCACGCUGUACCUGCGGUUCAACCGUAUCACAACAGUGGAGAAGGAAAUCCGAAACCUAUCCAAGCUCACUAUGCUCAGCAUUCGUGAGAACAAGAUUAAACAGCUGCCUGCAGAGAUAGGGGAGCUAUGCAACCUCAUAACUCUGGAUGUUGCCCAUAACCAGCUGGAACACCUACCGAAGGAGAUUGGGAAUUGCACACAGAUAACCAACCUUGACUUGCAGCACAAUGAGCUCCUGGACCUCCCAGAGACUAUAGGCAAUCUGGCUAGCAUAAAUCGCUUAGGUCUGAGAUACAACCGAUUGUCAGCCAUCCCCAGGUCACUAGCCAGAUGUCGAGAACUGGAGGAGCUAAACCUUGAAAACAACAACAUUUCAGUGUUGCCAGAGGGCCUACUGUCGAGUUUGGUCAACCUGACCAGUCUAACACUGGCGAGGAACUGCUUCCAGUCGUAUCCUGUGGGUGGACCAUCCCAGUUCUCCACCAUCUACUCCCUCAACAUGGAGCACAACCGCAUCAACAAGAUCCCCUUUGGUAUCUUCUCCAGGGCCAAAGUUUUAAGCAAGCUUAACAUGAAGGUAUGUAUGCAUGUUUUCUGUGUGAGAUAAACUGUAAGAAAAAUU
This is a messenger RNA of Micropterus salmoides (largemouth bass), 1639 nucleotides long. RefSeq names its product leucine-rich repeat protein SHOC-2-like. Gene Ontology annotation, molecular function: protein binding. NCBI's taxonomy places the organism in Eukaryota, Metazoa, Chordata, Actinopteri, Centrarchiformes, Centrarchidae. The transcript is spliced from 5 exons. The record is from RefSeq and is a predicted model, not a curated record. The coding region runs from base 434 to 1624 and encodes 396 amino acids.